GCGACAGCGGGCGCUGUAGGUACUCCGAUCCGCGGGAGGCGCCGCCUCUCUGCGGGUUCAGGAUGAUCCUGCGGCCGCGGCUGCCUUGUCGCGGGAUGAAAGGCCGAGGUUGCGGCAGUGUGGAUUCCCGGCGCUGAGUGCGAGUCCCGCCGUGAGUUUGAAUGAAGUUGAUGAAGGAGUCUGCGUUAUUGUAAGAACUCUGUGGAAGAUUCUGAGAAUGCUAUUGGUUGCAACAUCCAGUUGUUUUUGACUAUGACGUAAAAGACAUUGUUUCAGAUAAUCCAUUUCGUGCUUGAUAGUAGUCAUUGUUUCAAAAUAACAACAAAGGAAAAGGGCCCGAAGCAAAAGUUUGGGCACCCUGCAUGAACACUGAUUUGGUGAAGGCUUCUUAGCCUGUUAAUGCAUAGAGUAAAGAAAAUUAAACUUGAAGAUACGUCAGAAAGUUGUAAAAGGGAAGUGCUUAUGUGAAGAUUUCCUGUACUUAAAAUCUCCCUGAUAAUCAUCUGCUGAGAAACUGAAAGAAACAUCGAACAGCUGAUUGUCAACGUGGUUUCAGUACAUCAAACGAAAGUUGCACAUUCGCCUUAUUUGCUAGAUGGCAACACAGUGAGGAACUUGGUCCUGGCACUAAGAACAAUAAUUUUAUAUGCUGUGUAGCAACGGUUGAGGAGAUGGCCACAGUAGAAACACUGUCCGAAAACACAGUAGCAGAAGAUAUGGAAGAUGAAUCCACACCGUUCUACGUUGAGAAGCACUCUUGGGAUGGACUCAGAGAGAUUAUCCACAGCAGCAGGAAGUAUCCUGGCAUUGUCAUUAACAAAGCACCUCAUGAUUUCCAGUUCAUUCCAAAAAAUGAUAAAUCUGGGCACCAUUCCCAUCGUGUGUAUUACUUGGGGAUGCCUUAUGGGAGUAGAGAGAACUCUCUUUUGUAUUCUGAAAUCCCAAAAAAGGUCAGGAAGGAUGCCUUAUUGCUGCUGUCUUGGAAACAAAUGCUUGAUCAUUUUCAGGCCACGCCACACCACGGGAUGUACUCGCGUGAAGAGGAGCUUCUGCGUGAAAGGAAGCGCCUUGGAACAUUUGGCAUUACCUCAUACGACUACCACAGGGAUAGUGGGCUUUUCCUCUUCCAAGCUAAUAAUAGUCUUUUUUAUUGCAAGGAUGGCGGGAAAAAUGGAUUUAAUAUAUCGCCAAUGAAGCCAGUCGAGAUCAAGACGCAAUGUUCAGGACCUCGAAUGGAUCCCAAGAUAUGUCCAGAAGAUCCAUCUUUCAUUUCAUUUAUAAAUAAUAAUGAUUUGUGGAUAUCAAACAUUGUAACUGGAGAAGAGAAACGAUUGACAUUUUGCCAUAAAGGUUUGCCUAAUGUAAUAGAUGAUCCCAAAUCUGCGGGAGUAGCAACUUUUGUAAUACAGGAAGAAUUUGACAGGUUUACAGGUUACUGGUGGUGUCCUACAGGAAAUGAAGAUUCAGAUGGUGUGAGAACUUAUUAUCUGUUGUAUGAAGAAGUAGAUGAAUCAGAAGUUGAGAUCAUUCAUGUCCCAUCUCCUGCAUUGGAAGAGAGGAAAGCUGAUGCAUAUAGAUACCCAAGAACAGGGAGCAAGAAUCCCAAGAUUACCCUUAAAUUAUCUGAGUUCAAAACAGACAGCCAUGGGGCGAUCCUGAGUACACAAGAUAAAGAGCUGGCUCAGCCAUUUGAAAUUCUUUUUCCUGGCAUUGAGUACAUAGCGCGGGCUGGAUGGACAAAAGAUGGAAAUUUUGCCUGGGCAGUGUUACUAGAUCGCCCUCAACAAAGACUCCAUUUAGUACUGAUCCCAACUUUAUUAUUUAUUCCGUUAACCAAGGAUGAAAAUGAACGGAUUAAGUUUUUGGAGGCUGUACCAGAAAAUGUUCAUCCACACAUUAUUUAUGAAGAAAUCACUGAGAUUUGGAUAAAUGUGCAUGACAUAUUUUAUCCCUUUGUACAAACUAGAGAUGAUGAACUGACUUUUAUUUGGGCAAAUGAAUCACAGACUGGAUUCUGCCAUUUAUAUAGAAUGACAUCAGUUUUGAAACAAGGCUGCUACCAGUGGGCAAAGCAAUUUAGUCCAGGUCCAGAUGAUUUUAAAUGCCCAAUCAAAGAGGAGGUUGCACUAACUAGUGGUGAAUGGGAGGUGCUUGCAAGGCAUGGCUCAAGGAUCUGGGUGAAUGAGGCCACAAAGUUAGUUUAUUUCCAAGCUACGAAGGACACUCCAUUAGAGCAUCAUCUCUAUGUGGUAAAUUAUGAAUCUCCAGGGGAAAUAGUUCAACUAACGAAAGCUGGCUUCUCACAUAGCUGCUCAGUGAGUCAGAACUUUGACAUGUUCAUCAGCCAUUACAGUAAUGUCAGCACUCCUCCCUGUGUCCACGUAUACAGACUGACAGGCCCGGAGGAAGACCACCUGCACAAGGAGCCAGAAUUCUGUGCCAGUAUGAUGGAGGCUUCAGGUUGCCCCCCUGAUUAUGUGCCACCUGAAAUUUUCAGCUUCCAUAGUAAAUCUGGAUUUGAGCUGUAUGGCAUGCUUUAUAAACCUCACAACCUGCAGCCAGCCCACAAGCACCCCACAGUCCUUUUUGUUUAUGGAGGGCCACAGGUACAGCUGGUGAACAACUCAUUUAAGGGAAUAAAGUAUUUGAGGUUGAAUACACUAGCAUCACUUGGCUAUGCAGUAGUGGUGAUCGAUGGCAGGGGAUCUUGCCAGCGUGGUCUUUUGUUCGAAGGUUCCCUCAAAAACAAAAUGGGCCAGGUAGAGAUUGAAGAUCAGGUGGAGGGAUUACAGUGGGUGGCAGAGAAGUAUGGCUUCAUUGAUCUAAACAGAGUUGCCGUCCAUGGUUGGUCGUAUGGAGGUUUUCUCUCCCUCAUGGGUUUGAUACACAAGCCUAAAGUCUUCAAGAUUGCCAUAGCUGGUGCCCCAGUCACAGUCUGGAUGGCCUACGACACUGGUUACACAGAGCGUUACAUGGACAUCCCAGAAAAUAAUCAACAGGGUUAUGAAGCUGGUUCAGUGGCGCUACAUGUUGAUAAACUACCAAAUGAGCCCAAUCGUUUGUUGAUCCUGCAUGGAUUUUUAGAUGAAAAUGUGCACUUUUUCCACACAAAUUUCCUAGUCUCACAAUUAAUUAGAGCUGGAAAGCCAUAUCAGCUUCAGAUUUAUCCUAAUGAGAGACACAGUAUUCGCUGCCCUGAGUCUGGAGAGCACUAUGAGAUAAUGCUGCUGCACUUCCUACAGGAGUACCUCUGAGAAAAAAAAAAUCAACAGUUAAGAAACACGAGAAAUGAUUUUAGACCAUUGCUGAUAUUCAGUCCCUGGUGACUUGCUUUGACAAACAGGAUAUUUGCCAACCUCACAGUCUCCCCAGAAAUCUUCAGUCCUAACCAGUUUAACAUUUUUCUUUAUGACUUUGUUUCUGAGCAAGGGGAAAUACUGAAUUUGGUUUUAAACUGUGAUUUAAUAUGACUUGCUAGCCUGAAAUUACUUGGUUAAAUGUACAUAAAUGUUAACAAUACGGUUUGGAAUUGGAGUUGACUCACCUAAUUGUAUAUUGGCAUUGAAUACAGCUUUUUUUUUACAUGCCUUAAACUCCACGAUGGUUGGAAAUGAGCAAAAAUAUGAAGUAACUUCAAAAGACUUGUCCAAGCCUGCUGUUGGGAAUUUGAUGUACUUUGUCCUUUGGCUGUUCAGGUUAGCAGCCUCAUUUCUGAAAUUCAUCCCCAUAGGAACUUAGUCUCACAUUGCCAUUUAGUGUAAGACUUGUUUUUAACCUCUGCAAGCUACACCACCCAGGGAGUGUGUUUCAGGGCAGGAACCAACUACAACUUUACUGAGUAUUCAAAAUGUGUAUCAAAAGAAAAUAUUUUUAUGAAUUCUUAUUCUUUUAUAAUGAGUGUAUGGCAUUGUAACUCAUUAAAUAAUUGUAUCACUUAAUUUAAUCUGCAUUGA
Mobula hypostoma (lesser devil ray) is the source of this 3953-nucleotide messenger RNA. Its product is annotated as dipeptidyl peptidase 9-like. NCBI's taxonomy places the organism in Eukaryota, Metazoa, Chordata, Chondrichthyes, Myliobatiformes, Myliobatidae. Gene Ontology annotation, molecular function: dipeptidyl-peptidase activity; serine-type peptidase activity. Gene Ontology annotation, biological process: proteolysis. The record is from RefSeq and is a predicted model, not a curated record. The transcript is spliced from 24 exons. The coding region runs from base 672 to 3254 and encodes 860 amino acids.